Molecule: messenger RNA, 986 nt
Organism: Nematostella vectensis (starlet sea anemone)
Lineage: Eukaryota; Metazoa; Cnidaria; Anthozoa; Actiniaria; Edwardsiidae
Product: homeobox protein TGIF2
Exons: 2
Coding region: 175-867 (230 amino acids)
Biological process (GO): regulation of transcription by RNA polymerase II
Molecular function (GO): RNA polymerase II cis-regulatory region sequence-specific DNA binding; DNA-binding transcription factor activity, RNA polymerase II-specific
Source: RefSeq, a predicted model, not a curated record
GCAACGCACUAGUGCUCCACACGCUUUCAUCUGUCAUUAGUGUCAAAGUCUGUUCGGCUUCGGUGCAGGUUUCGCAAACAACCUCAUUCACAGUAGGCAAGUUUAACUCUUAUCCAGUCAACCUCUGCCUUGCGACUAACUACAACACUAGGAUAGAAUCACAACUUGUCAACUAUGCCGCCUCAUAUGGGACGAGUGAAUAGAGCGAAAAGAUACGGGGAUGAUUUAGAGAGUGAUAAAGAAGACGAUUCUCGCUCACGUGUCCCCACCAGCCCUAAGCGACGUAGGGGCAACCUGCCCAAGGACUCCGUCAAUGUUUUACGACUAUGGCUCUGGGAACACAGAUUCAAUGCAUAUCCAUCGGAAGCUGAGAAGCAGUACCUCUCAAAGGCCGCCAAUCUCUCUGUUCUACAAGUGUGCAACUGGUUUAUUAACGCUCGGAGACGAAUUCUCCCAGACAUGAUUCGGCGAGAGGGAAGGGACCCAAGCAACUAUACCAUCACAAGACGAGCUAACAUGAAAUCACCAAAUUCCGCAUUUCAACGAACUGUGACAGGGAUUUCAAAAGAUUUCGAUCAAGCAUACGUGGAUGAAGAUCGCGAAUCGUAUCUCUCUAGCCCAAUUUGCGGCUAUAAAAGUCAUGAAUUAGACUAUUAUAGUAGCCAACCGGACUCAUAUCAGUUUUCGCAUGACAGUCUCGGGUCUCAGCCCUCGCCUCCAAGUUCAUCUUCGGAAGAAGAAGACAUUGAGCAAGCAUUUGAUGCUUUCAGCAGUAUAAACUUAUUAGUUGAGGUAGCACUGAACACUGAGGCUUUUCGACAACAACAGAAAAAAUGCAUCCAAGAAGUCGCUUCAUUGUCAUGUUAAAAUUCAACAAUUUUGAAUUGCCAAAAUGUCAGGGUCUCUUUAUUGUCCCGGCCUCCUUUGUACAGUAUAAUGAAUUAUAAAUUGCCCUUGUAAAGAAGAAAAUAAGAAUCUCAAAACAA